Microplitis mediator is the source of this 782-nucleotide messenger RNA. RefSeq names its product osteoclast-stimulating factor 1-like. Gene Ontology annotation, biological process: signal transduction. The transcript has 5 exons. NCBI's taxonomy places the organism in Eukaryota, Metazoa, Arthropoda, Insecta, Hymenoptera, Braconidae. The record is from RefSeq and is a predicted model, not a curated record. The coding region runs from base 42 to 707 and encodes 221 amino acids. Gene Ontology annotation, molecular function: protein binding.
AUUUUUAUAUUUAUAUUUAUCCAUAAUUAUCAAAAUAAAAAAUGGCGUCCGAAGUUAAACCAACUGUCAAACAACCACCGAAACCAAUUUGGAGGCCUGGGAAAGUGAAGGUAGUGAGGGCUUUGUAUAACUACACAGCUCAGCAUGCUGAUGAAUUGUCAUUCGAAGAAGGAGAAAUACUUUAUGUUUAUGACCGAGACACUGAUGCUAACUGGUGGAAAGCUAAAUGUGGUGAUAAAGAUGGACUUAUCCCCUCUAAUUAUGUUGAAGAACAGACGGAGGAAGUUGAAUUACCCUUACAUGAAGCUGCCAGAAGGGGCAAUUUAUCAUUUCUUCAAGAGUGCCUGAGACAAGGGGUGUCGGGGACUGGAUUAGAUUCUGCGGGUAAUACUCCUCUGUACUGGGCAGCGAGAGCUGGACAUGUUGAAUGUAUUAAAGAGUUAUUGAGUCAACCUAGUCCUGCUAUUAAUGCUCAAAAUAAAAUUGGAGAUUCCCCACUACAUAUUGCGGCGAGUCGUGGUCAUGAAGAAGUAGUUGAUAUAUUAUUAAACUACGGCGCUGAUGCAACGUUAAGAAAUAAUGAUAAAUUAUUAGCUGAAGACUUGGCGAAUAAAACGUCUAUUAAAAAUGCAAUACAGAUGAGCAAACAAGAUCAUGAUAGAGACUAUGGGUAUGGUGCUGAUGAUUACAAUGAUGACAGUGAUUGAUAAAAAGUAUAAAUGUAUGAUUAAGUUAAGCUAAUGCUCAAUAAAAAUCAAAAUUAAAAGUAACGAUAUUAUAAA